ACAGCGGCCGGAGCUGGAGCCCAAGCCGGAUCCGCGGCGGCCGCGGAGCACGGGCGCCGGCGCAGUACAAUGAAGGAGCCAGCAGAGCCGGGAGCCUGAGCCCUCGUGAAGCUGGCGAUGACAAGUCUGAAUGGUCGCCAUGCCGAGAAGACCACUGACAUGCCAAAACCAUCUGCCCCCAGAGUGCACGUGCAGAGGUCCGUGUCCCGAGACACUAUCGCCAUUCACUUCUCGGCGUCCGGCGAGGAGGAGGAGGAAGAGGAGGAGGAGUUCAGGGAGUACCUCGAGGAGGGGCUGGACGACCAAAGCAUUGUGACGGCGCUCGAAGCCAAGGAAGACCUCUACCUUGAAUCCCAGGGUGGCCAUGACUCCACUGGCCCUGCCGGCCAGCCCAUCGUGGCAGAUGGCCUGUGCGUGUCCCCUGCCAUUCUGCCCGUCUCCGAGAACACGGUAAAGCUGUUGGAGUCCCCUCCUCCGGCAGUGCAAGUAUUAAGCACAGUGCCAUUGGCUCUGUCCCCAGGGUCGUCUUCGCUGGGGCCCUUAGCUAGCUCUCCCAGUGUGUCUUCCCUUUCCGAGCAGAAAAUCAGCUCUUCCUCCCCAUUGUCCUCCCCUUCCAAGUCUCCUAGCCUGUCCUCCAGUGCCUCGUCCUCCACCCUGUCUGGUACCAGGCGCUUCAUGAGCCAUGGGAAGUCCCAGUCAACCGAGGUGGAGCCAAAAGAAUUCCCACAGCCCUCGAGGCGCAGGCACUUGGUGAAGGCUUUAGUGAAGUCUCUGUCCACAGACACCUCCCGGCAGGAGUCAGACGCCGUGUCCUAUAAGCCCCCUGACUCCAAGCUCAACCUGCCCCUGUUCAAGCCGUUCACACAGCCACGAAACACGGGCGGAGACUCCAAAACCGCCCCCUCUUCCCCGCUGACUUCUCCCUCCGAUACGCGCUCCUUUUUCAAAGUGCCCGAGAUGGAGGCUAAAAUCGAGGACACGAAGCGACGCCUUUCAGAAGUCAUAUAUGAGCCUUUACAGCUCCUCAGUAAAAUUAUAGGGGAAGAAACUGGCAGCCACAGGCCCAAAGCCUUAUCGUCAAGUGCUUCGGAACUCUCCAAUCUCUCCAGCCUGAACGGUCACCUGGAAAGCAGUAACAACUACAGCAUCAAGGAGGAGGACGGUGACUCAGAGGGGGACGGCUGCGCCAGUGACCCCAGCGCCCCCACGGGUGACCACCCCAGGGCCUCCAGUGAGCCCCCAAGAGAGGCGGAGCCCAAGAGUAGUUCCCAGGGGGGCGGCCUGAAGGACUCAGGCCUGAAGACGAGCUCACUAGUUCUUGAGAAAUGUUCCUUGUCUGCGUUAGUGAGCAAAGAAGAUGAGGAGUUCUGUGAGCUGUACACAGAGGACUUCGAUUUGGAAGCAGAGGCCGAGAGCACAGUCGAGAAGCUCCCGGAGAGCCCUCUCAAGCCUGCGGUGCCGGCGGAGGACGGUCUGGCCCUUGACAGUGGGUACGAGGUCCAGUCGGCCAUGCUGCACCCGGAAUUACCCGUGAAGACACUGGGCUUCUUUAUAAUGUGCAUGUAUGGGUACCUCGUCCUCCCUUUGCCCCAUUACGUGAACGGACUCCUCCUGGGAAUUGGUCUUGGAUUCAUGACUGCGGUUUGCAUGAUUUGGUUUUUUACACCACCAAGUGCUCAUAAAUAUCACAGGUUACAUAAAAAGCGACAACACUGGAACACGUGGUCUCUGGAUAUCCAAGAACCAGAAAUGCUAAAGGGAUGGAUGAAUGAGAUUUACAGCUAUGAUCCAGAAACUUACCACGCAACUUUGACACAUUCAGUCUUUGUUCGACUUGAGGGCGGGACCUUAAGACUUUCAAAGCCCAAUAAAAAUAUAUCCAGGAGGGCAAGCUACAAUGAAACAAAGCCAGAGGUUACCUACAUCAGCCAGAAAAUCUACGACCUUUCAGACAGCAAGAUUUAUCUUGUACCCAAAAGUUUGGCUCGAAAACGAAUCUGGAAUAAAAAGUACCCCAUUUGUAUUGAGCUUGGUCGACAAGAUGACUUUAUGUCUAAGGCCCAGACUGAUAAAGAGACUUCUGAAGAAAAGCCUCCAGCUGAGCGAGAGCUGGGAAGCGAGGACCCCAAGAAGCCACCCCAUCCUCAGGAGGGAACCCGAGCUGGCCAGCGAGACCAGAUACUCUAUCUCUUUGGGAGAACUGGCCGAGAGAAAGAGGAGUGGUUCAGGCGGUUUGUUCUGGCGUCUAAACUGAAGUCGGAAAGCAAGAAGGCCCCUGGUGUCUCUGCAAAUAAACCAGGGGUCCUGCCCUCGCACAGCAGGCACAGCAGCCCCUCUGGGCACCUGACCCACAGCCGCAGCAGCAGCAAAGGCAGUGUGGAGGAGAUCAUGUCCCAGCCGAAGCAGAAGGAGCUGGUGGGUGGCGUGCGGCAGAAGAUGCUUCUGGACUACAGCGUGUACAUGGCCAGGUGUGUCCCCCAAGAAAGCCGAAGCCCCCAAAGGAGCCCAGUGCUGAGUGCGGAGAGCAGCCCCACGACUGGGAAGAAGUUGCCAGAGGCCCCGCCCUCUGAGGAGGAAGAACAGGAAGCCUGGGUGAACGCCUUGCUCGGAAGAAUGUUUUGGGACUUCUUAGGAGAGAAAUACUGGUCUGAUCUGGUGUCUAAGAAAAUCCAAAUGAAACUCAGCAAAAUAAAGCUCCCCUACUUUAUGAAUGAACUAACUCUGACAGAACUUGACAUGGGGGUGGCUGUGCCAAAAAUCCUUCAGGCCUUCAAGCCUUAUAUUGAUCACCAAGGACUCUGGAUCGAUUUGGAAAUGUCCUACAAUGGGUCCUUUCUGAUGACUCUCGAGACCAAAAUGAAUUUGACCAAACUAGGUAAAGAGCCUCUUGUUGAAGCCCUGAAGGUUGGAGAAAUUGGCAAAGAAGGUUGCAGGCCCAGGGCGUACUGUCUGGCGGACAGCGAGGAGGAGUCCUCCAGUGCUGGCUCCUCAGAGGAAGACGACGCUCCAGAGCCCAGCGCAGGAGACAAACCCCUUCUCCCAGGGGCCGAAGGGUAUGUUGGAGGUCAUCGAACAAGUAAGAUCAUGAGGUUUGUCGAUAAAAUUACCAAGUCAAAAUACUUCCAAAAAGCAACAGAGACAGAGUUCAUUAAGAAGAAGAUUGAAGAAGUCUCCAACACACCCCUGCUGCUAACCGUGGAAGUGCAGGAAUGCAGAGGAACCUUGGCAGUCAACAUUCCACCUCCGCCGACUGACCGAAUAUGGUACGGUUUCCGGAAGCCACCACAUAUAGAGCUGAAAGCUCGGCCAAAACUUGGAGAGAGAGAAGUGACUUUAGUUCAUGUGACAGACUGGAUAGAGAAGAAACUGGAACAAGAGUUUCAGAAAGUUUUUGUCAUGCCAAACAUGGAUGAUGUCUAUAUCCCUAUAAUGCACUCGGCCAUGGACCCUCGCUCCGCUUCCUGCCUCCUCAAGGACCCACUUGUGGAGGCUGCUGAUCAGCUGUGAUGGGUGAAGAUCUGACCUUCCAGUAUUAGGAGACCUAGCUCAAGGUGUGGGGUUCUCGGCUGCCACCCGUGCUGUAGCACUGGCCUCUCCUCGUGCCACAGCUUCUGCCCUCUGCCUGCUGGUGCCCAUUCCACUGCGAGGUAUCAUUCCACGUGUCUGGGGAACUGGUAUCCAGGUUGCUGGCUGCAAAGCUUAGAUUCAGCCAAGGGGACUGUGGGACAAUCACCACAGUGGGCCCAGAGGCUACAGAUGACUCACUCCAUGGCUUUUUUGAGUCUACCAGUUUUUGUGGCAGCCAGAGCACAGUAAAAGCAAAGCUGUACAACUGGAAGGCUUUCCCUUUGCCUCAACUCCUCCAAAGCUUUUCCUCAGGCGGCUGGUGCACAAUGGAAUGAUUUUCUCACUUCUGCAUCUUGUGGGUGAUAUAGCCCUCCACGCUCCCAGAGAAUGUCAAUUCAGGAACAUGUGGAGGGUGGGGAGUGGAAUUUUGUGAACCAUUUCAUUGAUGAUAAAGAGAUACGCAUAGCAACUUAACUUCUUUUCAUAUUGUGCAUUUUGGAAGCAAGUAGCCAUAGAACACAUACACACUAACAUCCGAUUGACAGGGGUGGGGACAGUGGGAUUUAUGUGAACAUUAGGCAAAGCCAUGAGAUCAAACCAUCCCAAGCCUUCUACCAAUGAGAUACAAUCACCUGGUUUUAACUAAUCCCAAAUGUUUUCCUGAGACAUGAGCAUAUGUGAAAAUGUCAAAUACUGCACAUGAGUGGAUUGGGGUCAGGGUAGAGCCAGAUCCACAUCUUUCUAUCAGGCACCUCCUAUGUGCUCUGUGCUUUAUAUAGGCAUCUACAUGCUUUGUUAAUCUAACUGGUUUAGGGGUUAAUCUAACAGGUUUUGAGGUUGUGGGCAGUUUCCUCUUCUGACAGCCAAAACAAACUGUCACCUUUGAGAGUCCAGACCAAGUUUGCUCAACAUUAAACACUACAUUAUCUAAAAAUCCAUGUGACCUUUCUUUAAUGUUGCCAACCUUAUUUGGUGCAUUUGUGUCAGAAUCUUUAGUUUACAAGUUUGGGGGCUCCCUAGUUGUAGAAUUUGCUUUGAGAAGUACUCUUAAAACACAAUUUUUUAUUGUUUAAAAAGCUGCAUUCAACAUCAAAACUACCAUGGGUAACUUUUGAUAACUUACAUCUGUGGACAAAGCUAAUAGUGGUUUUUUAAACAGCACCUUGCCUGAACAUGACUUUAAAGAAAUUAAUACAUUGAAAAAAUAUAUUUGAAUCCUUGAUUACUUUAAUUGCACCAUUAAAACAUUUGACUUAAAUUAUUUGAUCGUUCCA
Molecule: messenger RNA, 4841 nt
Organism: Neogale vison (American mink)
Lineage: Eukaryota; Metazoa; Chordata; Mammalia; Carnivora; Mustelidae
Gene: TEX2
Product: testis expressed 2
Exons: 12
Coding region: 118-3507 (1129 amino acids)
Cellular component (GO): endoplasmic reticulum
Molecular function (GO): lipid binding
Source: RefSeq, a predicted model, not a curated record